Molecule: messenger RNA, 2117 nt
Organism: Haliotis rubra (blacklip abalone)
Lineage: Eukaryota; Metazoa; Mollusca; Gastropoda; Lepetellida; Haliotidae
Exons: 9
Coding region: 120-1946 (608 amino acids)
Source: RefSeq, a predicted model, not a curated record
CAAUACAUGGGGCUGGUAUAAACACAUCGGCAUUUAGUGAACCGGUGACUGAGGUCAAAUAUCUCAUGUAUAACCAUAGGAAAAGUCGGAUCGCACCACCAUGACUUGUCACACCGUUUAUGCAUAGAUUUUUAUUCAGUGCCGACAUGCCUGCUAACAAAGUUCAGUUUGAGCCAAUUUUCCAAUACAAAAAUGUUAUUCCUCUCAUCGGACCCAGGAAAAAAGAGGAUGAAAAACGGAAGAAACUUCUCACAAAUCUUGGUGGAACAGUGACCGGGAGAUCCGGAUUGUUUCAACCCUGCUCCAACGCCCAUGACUUCCGUCAUGUUCCGUCUUCACCUUAUACACAUACACGAAGACCAGGUAGCCAGCAAAAACAGAAGACAGAUGGGCAAGGUACGCUGCAUUCACCGCUUCAGCAAAGGCAGAGGUCAGAUGGACAAGGUACACAGUCUUCGCCGCGUCAGGAACUACAAAGGUCAAAAAGAUUACGCACGCCAUAUUUAUCCCGCCUUGGGUCGGAUGGUCGAAGACCAUGGACUUCACCUUAUGAAAAAUCAAAGACGUCAACGCAAAUAACUCCUAUAGCUGUCUUCUUGCCACCAGCGCUCCUGAAUUCAGUCAUCAACGCCCGGAGUGGGUCACUGAAUAUAGAUCUUUAUCCCAAAAGGCCACAAAGUACAGCUAGUUUGAGAGCAGUUUCACGUGGCCCACAGGGGAAAGGGUUAUGGUCGCACGACAGAUGCCAAAGUGGAUUACCUAGAAAAGGUUCCGUAAUUUCUUCUGCAGAUGUGCUGCAUCAGGGUCAUCGUAAGAAAUGUUCAUGUGAUCAGAAUUUGUGCGUACACAAUGAAAAGGUUCGUGAAGAUGGUGGGUUGGUGUGCACGGCCAGGUGUUUUAAUCAUUUACACAAAUCCUGUCUGUACAAGGUUAACUUUUGUCAAGCAGCCAGUGCUUACUUCCCGUUCGAUCUCUACAAGUGGAAGAAAAUAGAACCAAAGACACCUGUAGCGGGAAAACACACAGGACAUGAACUGGGUCCAAGAAUAGAAGCAUCUCCCGUGGACAAAAUAGUGCCUCAACAAAAUAAACCAAAUUUGACCAAGCAACAACAAUAUGAUACACUUGCCUAUGUGAAACUGCGACCACUUCUGCCUAAAUUGAAAACAGGAGAACGAGUGUUCUUCAAGUCCCCGGAUGAUGGCUGGUACUACCAUGGUACUGUGCUCCAGAACUGUCAAAACAACCUCUACGGCGUUAGUGACGUCAAUGGUCACCAAGAAGAAAUAUGGCGGGAAGACAUCAUCAGACAAAUGGACCUGAAGACAAAUAUCAAAGUUGGCCGAGGGGUUUUAGCAGAGCACCCUUACUACCCUCUAAGUUAUGCUCCUGGGAAAGUGGUGUCUGUAGGGCGUCACGGGAUGUCGGUGAGGAUGUAUGAUGGGACGGAAACUGUAGUUACCACAGCCCACGUUGCUCUGGCUCCAGACAAACACAACAAAGAUGUUGCAGAUAUCAAGGCAAUUGCGGAACAGUGGGUGCAUCAGACGGUUUUAGCAAGAAACAAAGUCGGUGAAUACCAUCUAGCUCGGAUUGUUGGCAUUGCCACGACUCCACAUCACUACAAGGUCGCCUGGCAACAAUCUGCAAGCAGCAACAACUCUGCAGAGGAGGAGGUUGAGGUCGUGCAUCUGUUUGGUGCUCUGACACCGAUAAGGCCCAUUUGGAAGAAUGACUAUGUCCUUGCCCCAGCUCAAGAUAAAUCUCCGUGCUAUCUACCAGCAAAGGUUACUGAAAGCGGGUCGAACCUCAAGGUCAUGUUUGUCGGUAAGAGUGAAAGAGAUGUUGCUGAGUCAACAUGUUUCUGGAUCAGUUCGAGUUACUACAUGGAUGCUGCACCUAACUAUAUACACUGGCGGCAGAGGACAGGCAGGUCCACUCCCUGAGGAUACUGUCACCAAGACGGAGAUUGUCCACACAAUCAAUUCUUGACUAUAGAUUGUUUAGAUUUGUUUGGUAACAUAUGUAAUAUCUGGGAUUACACUUUCUUAUUAAAGUACAAGUUCUAGUACUUUUGGGGGUUGAGUUCCAUCCGGGACUCGAACCGACACCCUCAG